This is a messenger RNA of Engraulis encrasicolus (European anchovy), 1116 nucleotides long. RefSeq names its product H-2 class II histocompatibility antigen, A-Q alpha chain-like. The transcript is spliced from 5 exons. NCBI's taxonomy places the organism in Eukaryota, Metazoa, Chordata, Actinopteri, Clupeiformes, Engraulidae. The coding region runs from base 40 to 786 and encodes 248 amino acids. The record is from RefSeq and is a predicted model, not a curated record.
GCACAGGGAAGUGUGGAUCAGCUGCCACCGUGUCGUGUCAUGAAGCCGGCUAUCAUUGUGCUGUGUGUGUUGUCGGCCGUCUGCACUGGAAACCAAUAUGUGUAUGAGGAUGCCAUAAAUGACAUUUACUGUGACACAAACAGCAAGUACUUUUCAGCAAACAUUGAUGAAAAUCACGUAUUGUAUGUGGACUUUGAACACAACCAGGUGGUCAGCACAUUGCCGGAAAUUGUUGGCCCAAUACCAUGGGACAAAUUUUAUGGACUGAUAUUUGCUUACGCCUACAAUGAAAUGAUGGAAUUCAAAGGGUUCAUGGAAGAUAUGCGGAAAGGAUUUGGCAACCCUCCUGAGAUGGAAGAGGCCCCGGUGAGUGUCAUGUACCCCCGGGACGAGGUGCACCUAGGGUUCCAGAACACCCUCAUCUGCUACGUCACAGGGUUCUACCCUCCGCGGAUCUCCGUGAGGUGGACACGGAACAACCACAACAUCACCGAGGACCUGAGAUCCAGCCAGAUCCACAUCACAGCAGGCGGUUCCUUCAACCAGUUCUUCAGCCUGCAGUUCACUCCAGAGGAGGGCGACAUCUACACCUGCACUGUGGAGCACUCAGCACUGGACUGGCCAUUGACCAGAGAGUUCGAGGUUGAGGUUCCUCAAGAGGCCAGUGUGGGUCUGUCCGUGUUCUGUGGAGUGGGUCUGACCCUGGGGCUGCUGGGCGUGGCUACCGGAACAUUCUUCUUCGUCAAGGGAAAGGACAUUCCCACCAGACCUCAGAACCCUCUUUAGAUGAGCUCAUCUGUAUGCCACAACUGCUGUUUACUUUAAUGACAACCUUUUACUAAAAGCUUCUGAUUAUCUAUCAGCCUUGAAAUAUAUGUGCAUCAUGUUUUCUUCUAUCAUUGGUGAUGGUGCAUAAGCAACAUUUCUGUGAAUUGCGUUUUUACAUUUUUUUGUAAAGAUAGCCAUGUAAAUAAUAAGCAUGAGGUAUUAUGACAAACCACUACAUUCAAUGUACUGUAUACAGUUUAAUACUCAUCUUGAACAAGCAUGAUAAGGGCUAACAAUGUGCCAUGAUGUCAUUGAAUGUACACUCACAGAAAAUAAGUAUAAACUUCA